UUACAUUUCUUCGUCUCUUUAUGUGCUCCAUCAUAACUUUUUCUGCAAAUUGGACCUUCCAUCAAUACUCAGGCUUCAGCCAUACCCAGAAAAAGCCUGUCCAUCUUCUCAUCCUUACAUCUUGGCGCUCCGGAUCCUCCUUCCUUGGCCAAAUUUUCAACCAUCAUCCAGAUGUCUUCUACCUUUUUGAGCCAGCUAGGGUAGUUUGGGUGAAAAUCCCUAAUGAAAGUGCUGAACUCCUCCACUAUCCCAUAAGAGAUCUACUCCACUCUCUCUUCAAUUGUGAUGUAUCCCCGUUACAUUCCUAUCUUCCUCGGAACGGGCGUUAUAUUUCAGACCUGUCCUAUUGGUCAGAGAGUCGGGCAUUAUGCUCUCCACCAGCCUGCACAUCAGCGGAAUCUACUUGGAGCUAUGACCGACCUACUUGCUUCCAACAUUGUGGCUAUGUACCCUUAGAAAAAAUGUCAGAGGCCUGUAAACUUCACAGCCAUGUAGUUUUUAAGGUUGUAAGGAUCUUAGAUCUCAAAGUUCUUCUCCCACUGUUUGAGGAUCCUACGCUUGACCUCAGGAUUCUACAUCUAGUGAGAGAUCCACGUGCAGUAACCUUCUCACGAAAAAACUUUAACCUUCUUAAUCACGAUGACUUUAUAGUUAAUGGGGGACUUGAGAAAAACAAGAAAACUAGCAUCACCGAAGUUAUGGCUAAAAUUUGUGCAGCACAAGUAGCCAUAAACAAAGUUGGAGCCUCUCUACAUAAGCGUUAUAUGGUGAUAAGACAUGAGGACUUGGCAAGGGAGCCCUUGUACUAUGUUAGAAAAGUUUACUCAUUUGCAGACCUUAAUUUGUUCCAGGAACAAGAGAUCUGGUUGAACAAUGUAACUAAAAAAAAUGGUCAGAGACAAUAUGGUUUCAUGAACUUUGCUGGGGUGUCUCGAGAGAUUGCUCAAAAAUGGAGACUGAAGCUAGAUCAAAACACAGUGCUAACAGUUCAGGAUGUGUGUAAGGAAGCAAUGAAGGUGUUUGGAUAUAAACCUGUUAAGUCUGUGACUGAACAAAAGGAUCUCAGUAUGGAUGUAGUAUUAAAGAGAGAGGCAUAGAAUUGCAGCCAGAGACAAAUUCUUGUACUAUCCACAUGAACUCAUUUUACAAUCUCAAAAGACUAAGGGCCGAUGAUCAAGAAUGGAUAGAAAUCACGCAAGAAGUCUUAGGGGGCUUUUUUUGAGCAUUACAUUGUAAUAUAUGGGUC
Bombina bombina (fire-bellied toad) is the source of this 1246-nucleotide messenger RNA. Its product is annotated as carbohydrate sulfotransferase 5-like. The coding region runs from base 21 to 1097 and encodes 358 amino acids. Gene Ontology annotation, biological process: N-acetylglucosamine metabolic process; sulfur compound metabolic process. The transcript has a single exon. The record is from RefSeq and is a predicted model, not a curated record. Lineage: Eukaryota; Metazoa; Chordata; Amphibia; Anura; Bombinatoridae. Gene Ontology annotation, molecular function: N-acetylglucosamine 6-O-sulfotransferase activity.